AUGCUGCGAGCACGCGCAGUGCGAAGUGCGGCGCUUGCGCGCCGCACCAUGUUUGCGCCGGUGUACGGAGUAGCACGAACGUAUAUGAUGCAGCCGCAGUCACCGCGUGUGGCGCCGGCGCGGCGCCUGCUGGCCGUGCUUGCGCCGCAGCGCCGCACUAUGUUUAUCCAGACGGAGUCGACCCCGAAUGCCGACUCGCUCAAGUUCCUCCCGGGUUGCACGGUGAUGGACAAAGGCACAGCUGAGUUUACAGACAAGCGCGAGUCGAUGUCAUCGCCGCUUGCCAAGAACCUGUUUGCUCUUGACGGCGUGACGGGCGUGUUUUACGGCCCCGACUUUGUCUCGGUGAACAAGGACGGGGACACGCCCUGGUCGACGAUCAAGCCAGAGAUCUAUAGCAACAUGAUGGAGUUCUUCACCGCCGGGCAUGCGCUGUUCCCCGACCCGAACUCGAGUAUGGCCGCCUCGGACACCACCAUUCUCGACACAGACUCCGAGGUUGUGGCGAUGAUCAAAGAGCUCUUGGAUACACGCGUCCGCCCUGCUAUCCAGGAGGAUGGCGGUGAUCUCGAGUAUCGCGGAUUUGGCGAAGACACAGAUGGCAUUGUGCGCGUAAAGCUCAAGGGCAGCUGCCGUGGCUGCGACUCGAGCACCGUGACACUCAAGGCGGGCAUCGAGCGAAUGCUGAUGCACUACGUUCCAGAGGUCAAAGGAGUCGAGCAAGUGCUUGGCGAGGAGGAGACUGUUGCUCUCGACGAGCUCGCGAAACUCGAAGAGCGCCUUCAAAAGCACCGCGAGGAGCGCGAUCGCGGAUUUUCCCCUUAG
Messenger RNA from Malassezia vespertilionis, 825 nucleotides. RefSeq lists its product as uncharacterized. The transcript has a single exon. Lineage: Eukaryota; Fungi; Basidiomycota; Malasseziomycetes; Malasseziales; Malasseziaceae. The coding region runs from base 1 to 825 and encodes 274 amino acids. Gene Ontology annotation, cellular component: mitochondrion. Gene Ontology annotation, molecular function: iron-sulfur cluster binding; iron ion binding. Gene Ontology annotation, biological process: iron-sulfur cluster assembly. The record is from RefSeq and is a predicted model, not a curated record.